This is a messenger RNA of Paraphaeosphaeria sporulosa, 571 nucleotides long. RefSeq lists its product as uncharacterized. The record is from RefSeq and is a predicted model, not a curated record. The transcript has a single exon. NCBI's taxonomy places the organism in Eukaryota, Fungi, Ascomycota, Dothideomycetes, Pleosporales, Didymosphaeriaceae. Bases 94 to 390 code for a protein of 98 amino acids.
GCCACAUCAUGUGUCAAGCUCAGAGUCGCAGGACACAGCCACAGUGCGCAGUGCGGUACGCAGAUAUCUUAGCACGCUACUGCAGGCUGCUGCAUGCUAAUAGUCGCUAAAGAUGCACGUCCAGCCAGGUGCGAUUUAACAAUCUUGCCGUCCGCGCGGAGAAACUGCCGGGAAGCACACUCCUCACUUUACCUUGACCUACAACGCUACAGUCUUAUUCUUUGCUAUCUCAGCUUGUUUUCUAGCCUACCGAGCUCUCUGCAGAUAUCUAUUGCCGCAAAUGAGCAGGGGGUGUUCAAGGAGAGUUGUUGGACAGCAUGGACAGAACAAGCAACAUCACGGUUAAUAAAGCGCUUUUUGGCGUCGGAGGCUGAUAUGCUAAGAGGGUAAGAGCUACAUAAUGGAUGCGCAGGAGCUGAGGGCAAGGCACAGCAGGGUGGGGGUACCAAAACAACACCGUUGCAACAAUGAGACUGGCGCAUAACAGCUAUUCUAAAAAAAAGAAUAAUGCGCCACACUUUGGCUUAAGGAAAUAUUACCAUUCAAUACCGCGGUCAUGUAAGCAGACUUU